UCAUGGCCGAAUUGACGAACGACCCGGAGCCAGGCGCAGAGGAAUGCGUCGACGGCGGCCCAACUGUGCAGUGCAGUCGCACCUCGGUGAGUAUUCCCGAUACUCCCUGGCCGUGGGAAGUUGGGGCAAGGAAAUGGGACGCCUGACGACGUGAAAUGCGGGAAAUUAUAUCGGAUCUUGGGAAAUUUUAGGUUCUAGAGAGAAAGAGAGGGGGGAGGGGAGCGAGAAGGAAAGCGGUCGGGUUUCGCUGGGUUCCGCGAUCUGCUUUACCGACCAGUCGGUGCUGAGCGGCUGGGUUGGCGAAACGUUCAUCGGCACGCGGUGAGAGGUUAGGUCGCGACACCUGACUGCCGUAAACAAUUUUUCUACGCGCAGGGUUGUCCAUCCGGGUUUACCGCGAGUUUAGGGAAAUCGUAGGGAGAGUUUUAACGUGGAAUGGUAACGAAUUUCGUGUGUCGGGAGGUGUAACCUAACUUAACCUAACCUUGGCGACGGGACUUGGGAGUGGGGAGGAAGAUUGGUGGUUCGGUUGGAAUGGAGGGGCAGAUAACGUUCAAAUCGAAAAGGGACAACGGAUGGAAGUGUAUUCAAGAUUUCGAGAUUUCAGGUUGCAAGGUUUAGUGGUGUGCCUUGAAGUGGAGGUUUAUCGUGAUAUGUGUACUGCAUUUUUGUAAUCUGACGUACUACGAAUCUGGUGGCGUGAGUUAGGUUAGGUUUUCGGCGCCAUGCAAAACUCCGAAUCGAACACUUCUUUGCACCCGGUAAGAGAUGUGCGAUGUUUCUGAUUGGGAUUGCGAUGUUUGUAAGAUUCUUUAAGCUCAGAUGUGAUUGGAACUGAGAGUGGGGGAGAUAUAUGUAAUGUUUACGAGACUGCUUUGACGUUUAGAGAAGCGUAGAGAUUUGCAAGGACAGGUGUGCAAGGUCUCUUUAGUUAUCGGUCAAAAGCUGACUCAGCUCUCUAUCUGCCUUCCAUCUGAUUUGUAUUGGCUAUAAAACUAUGAUGCCCAGAAAACAAUUUGAGUCACAUUGGUCCAUUGUUUUAUAAUAAAAAUAUAAUUCAUUUCUGUUUAGCGAUUAACAUUUUAACGUCUAGAGCCAAAUUACGUGUAUCAUAUAUUCUAGUUAUUGCAGUGACCGUUUCUUAAAAGCAAAAUACAUCUUCAUCAAGAACGUCGAGUGGCCAGUGCGGUAUGUGAUGGAAUAUACUUUUAAGAAUCCGACGUUAUGUUUGGAAAGAUGCGACAAGAUAUGGGAGACCCUUCAACUUAUCAGGAAUAUGGAGGACGAAGUUUCAGAAGAGUCAGAAACCGACGAAGAUUCUGAAAACUCGUCUAUAGAGAAGGAAAGUUUAAUUAAAAAUAAAUUAACUCCGGCAGUAAAUGAAAAAGGUUCUCCAAAGAAGGUAAGAAUCUUGGAUAACAAAGAAAAGUGUCUACCUGAGAAAAAGGAAAGUGAACCCCAGAGCCCUAUUAAACCAAAAGAGGUUGAUAAAAAGGUCCAACCUGAUACUCCUUAUAUUAAGUAUCAGCCGGUAUUAGGAAAUGGAAAUUCUGCUCUUCCAAAUUUUCACUUAUCAGUGAUGAGCGCACAGAAGCUGUUUCAUUGUAACAUAUGUGGUAAACAGUAUGUUGAAAAGCGACAUUUUAGGAUACAUAGUUUGAAAAACCAUGGUAUCGUAAUACCAGUACAAGAGAGAACCCCUCCAGCAACCAAGAGGAAGAGGAACAAGAAGACGUUUCAGUGUGAGACAUGUUCCAAAGUAUACGUUGAGAAACGAAGUUUACGGGUACAUGCACUAAAAUUUCAUGGAAUUGUAAUACCCUUGAUGAAACACAAAAAGAAAGAUCCAACAGAUGACGAACCUAUUAACAAGAAACGUAAACUAGAGGCAGAUUCAUUGAAAACCGAUGCAGCCAGCAUGGAAAAAGUAACAUUUAAUAAUUUAAGCCCUGAUAAGAUUAACAUAUAUUGUGGAAAAAGUGACAUCAGAGCAGCACAGGUUAACGAGCAAGUUGCAGAAACUAAACAAAAUGCAGAAAAUAUAGUAAAUAUUUCUCCUUCGAUGCCUACAAAAUCUAAGGUAUCGGGAAAGAAGGAGGAUGCACUUCCUCCCUCUGGAUACGUUAAGUGUGGGUUAUGCAACAGGAGUUGUAAGAAUAUUGGGAAACAUUUCAUCAAGUAUCAUAAGAUAAAACAUCCUGGGCCACUGAUUCCUGCUUCCGUUAAUCAAACUCUUCUUGAUUCCAUGGACACCGUUUUAACUAAAAGUGUCAGCGAACAUAAUCCAAAAAUUGUCGAAAAUGUACAGAUGGAACCUGUGGCUGCAUUGAAAAAUAGCGGAUAUCCGAGUACCCAGAAGUUAACCAAAAAUGGUCCACGGUCUAUCGCAAAUAGACUGCAAUGCGACAUCUGUCUUGGAUAUUAUGUGGAUCGUCAUAGUUUAUACAAGCAUCUUAAAGUACACGAGAGGCGAAAAGAGACAAAAGAAAAUUUCGACCUCUCUCAGCGUGGCAAUGGAAGAUUACGAAAAUUACAGGAUUCCAGUAACAUGGGGAGCCUUCAGAAUGUUCCAUCCAAGGGCACAACCAGCAUAGACCAGAAAAGUAAUACAAGUGUUUCAGCAAAACCUGUACCGCCAAAGAAAGACGAAGCUGUUGAUGCGACAUGUGUUUGCGGUAGGUCGUUCCGCAGUCCCCACACUUUAUUUGUUCAUAAGUUAAAAUGUAAAUCUCAUAACGACACCAAUAGAGACCCGCAACAGCUCUCCCGUAUCAGCAGUGACAGGGAUUCCGGAAUUGGAAUCAACAUAACCAUAAAGAAGAGAAACAAUUCCUACGAGAUUGUGAACAGGGAGAGCGGUGACGAGGAGAAGUCCAAGGACUCGGGACAGGAUCACUCCAAGGAUGGGUAUUCGACCUCCGAUGGCUCCGACACCAUGUCAGCACAUUACAGCGACGAAGCGUACGACGAGCAGAAUUACGAGGCUCUGGAGGCCGCCAAGUACAGUAAGGACCACAGUUUUCUAAAAUUGCAGCACGUGAAAGAAGACGAGGACAUGGAGGUCGACAUAGAAGGUACUAACAGUUGUUUCGACGAAGACUCGCAAAGUGCACCCACGACGGAUACGAAUCGGACGGAAAAUGACCGUAACAUCUCCCCGAGGACCAAGAGCAAAGCUGACAAGGUAUUAAAGUUGACACAAGGGAGCAACGAGAGAAAAACUAAUUCCCCGGAAAAAGCGGAUUCUAACAGGGAUCUAAGACUGACCGAGAGCCCGGAUGAUACUUCCCGGAAAAUUAUUCUUCCCAAAACCUGUCCAUGCAAGACAAAAUUCAAAUGCAUGGACGCCUAUUACAAGCACCUGAGCAAGGAUCAUCCACGAUGCAUAACUUGCGGGUACUGCAAGUACGUUUGCAAAAGCAUCGUGGACUAUUCCGAGCACAAGUGCUUCGUGACGGAACAUGGGCCUUUCUCCGAGCCCAAGAUGUCCAUAAAGUGUUUGCAGUGCGACGUCGAGUACCAGUCAUUUGCAUCUUUUGACUGGCACAACAAGAGGACCCACUUCAACAAGGAGCUGCCUUAUCGAUGCCCCGAGUGCCCGGAAUGGUACCAGAACAAGGAGGCGCGCAAGAUACAUAUGACCAAGAUGCACGACCAAACGGCUUGUUCGAUCUGCAGCAAGGCUCUUCACAUCAGGGUGAAGUACAAACACGAGGCGUACCACCUGGGCCUUGGAUUCCCUUGCCAUGCCUGCAAGAAGGCGUUCUCGGAGAAUGGCGUAUUGCAGAAACACAACGGCAUCGUUCACAGCUCGGAGGGGAAGAAGUUGGUGCAGUGCGCCGUCUGCAAGAAGCUCGUCAAGGCUAAGACUUACAAGACCCACAUGUACCGACACAACAAUACCCCCAGGUGCCAUGUCUGUGACAGAACUCUGUACGACGAGCGCAGCUUGACGAGGCACAUCAUGGUGAAACAUCCGACCGAUCCUUCGAAAAUCUGCGAGUCGUGCGGGGAAAGGUUCUCGAACGACGAGAAGCUGAAGAGUCACCUCGCCGAGGUUGGAUCCAAAUGCAACCUGGAGCAGUAUCCCACUCCGAACCAUGUACCUCAGCUGCACUUCAUGGUCAGCUAAAACGUUUCUAAUAUGAAACUUCCAUGAUGACGUCGUUGGACGAAUGAUACCUAUUUUAUUUCCAUGAGAACCGAGAUGUCCACGUGUUUUCAUAAUUGUCAUCCGAAAUGACGGUACCCACGUGUACCGACUGUUCCUAACCCAAAGCUGCGACAAAGCGUUUUAUGGGUCUGUUAACGCGGGGUGAAGUCUUUAGAGAGCCUCAACAGAGAGCAUGGCCCCUCGAGCGUAUUUGACAAUUGAUUAUGUGUAGAUAAUCGCAGUCGGGUGCCCAUUCGUGCUUGUAUAUAAGCUCACCUUUGCCAGAGUAAGUGAGUGUACAGUUUGAGAUAAAUCUGAUGGUCGGUAAGAUUUUAAUGAUUAUUUUAAUUCAUAUUUUAUCUAUACGCUGUGGUUAAAAAGUGGUCGGCGGAUCGCUCGACUUCUCAAGGCUUUAACGUGGGACUGAGUUAACUUUUUUAAAAGAGGUUGAAGGCCAUUGGAUGAAUCUUUGCGAUAGAUCCGCGACCAGAACCGAGGUCCCUCUGCAUAAUGCGAUUUUAUUCCGAACUAUUGUUGCUAGUUGCUAAUGAUUAUUUCCCCGAGCUUCCGAAACGCUCGGCCAUUGGUUUUCAUUAUUUAGUACACGUUGGAGAGUUUCUAGUAUUACGUUUAAUGCCUUAUUAUUCACGCUUCCCAUACAUUCGAGAGUAGAACGUUUAUUUUCUUAAUUGUUGAUUAAGUUUAAGGCGUAACGAUGAGACCAAAGCGGAAAGUAGCCACUGUUAAUCGGAGACAUUCACGCGUUUAUGUGUCUAAAUUGGGCUAAGACUAUGUACGGCUCGUUUUUCACUUGUACAUGUUAGGACAUACCGGAGAAGCACCACAUUUCUUGGUACGAUGAGGCUAGAAUCAUCCAAAAUGUUAUUCGAUUGUCUGUCAAUUAAAUCGAAAUCAUUCUUUUAUAAGUUGUGCGAUCUUGAAACAAUUGUAUCAUGUCUUUUCCAUGUUUCAUAAUGGUGUUGAGAAAUUUCAGGCUGAGAGAUUAUCGAUGAAAUAGUUGGUACCACCUCCGAGAAGAAGUGACGUCCUCACAUGAGAUCGACCAUCAAUGAUUAAUUACGUUUCAACCAUGAAUGUUUAAUUUAAGUUUCGACAACGAUUGUCUCAAAAACCACCCUCGCUCUUCCUUAGGAUGUCUUCCUCCUAUCUUCUUCCCUCUUCGAAGAUCCUCUUUUAAUUUUUCCAUUUAGCAGUUCAAAUAACUAAAUGCGUGCCUCUUCCCACCGUCGCGCCUAAUUUCGAUGAUUUGUGACACAUUUGACAGCCAUAAACUGUAAAUAAAAGUUCUUAUCCAAGAAA
Messenger RNA from Orussus abietinus, 5473 nucleotides. RefSeq lists its product as uncharacterized. Gene Ontology annotation, molecular function: RNA polymerase II cis-regulatory region sequence-specific DNA binding; DNA-binding transcription factor activity, RNA polymerase II-specific. Lineage: Eukaryota; Metazoa; Arthropoda; Insecta; Hymenoptera; Orussidae. Gene Ontology annotation, cellular component: nucleus. Gene Ontology annotation, biological process: regulation of transcription by RNA polymerase II. The coding region runs from base 1196 to 4132 and encodes 978 amino acids. The transcript is spliced from 2 exons. The record is from RefSeq and is a predicted model, not a curated record.